UGUAAUGACUGCAAUCACUGUAACUGCUGCAUUUAAAGUUGCUAUAAUCCUCCUCGAGGUCCAAAGCACAUGUUCAGGUAUAUUUAAAGUUUUGGGUCCCAGUACCCCAGUCGUUGUCUCUUUGGGUGAGACGGCAGCUCUACCAUGUUAUCUCUCUCCAUCCACAAAUGCAGAAGACAUGAUGGUGAGAUGGUUCCGUUCUAAGUUCAGCUUUACUGUCCACCUCUAUCAGAACAGGAAGAACAUUGACCAACAAAUCCCAGAGUACCAAAACCGGACAUCCUUUAACACAAGUUUAAUUGCUGAUGGUAAAGUGUCCUUGUCAAUUCACAGUAUCACCCCUUCUGAUGAAGGUUCAUACACCUGUCUGUUUCAGUCCCUUUCUUAUUACGAUGCAGCUGACUUGGAGUUAAAAGUUUCAGCUCUUGGGUCUGAACCAACAAUCUUCAUUGAAGACCAUCAAGAUGGACAUCUUAGGGCAGUAUGUAGGUCUUAUGGGUGGUACCCAAAGCCUGUUAUCUACUGGAAAGAUGACAAUGAACACAUAAUACAUCCACUGACUGCAGCACAAUCCCAGAAUGUGCUGAGCUUGUUUGAUGUUGAGAUGAUUUUGCCACUAGACUCUAAAUCCAACAGGAGACUUUCCUGUAUUAUCAAACAUGCAUUCCUAGAGCAAGAACUGAAAUCUACCAUACAUUUAGCAGAUUCCUUGUUCCUGAGAGUGUCUCGCUGUGUAAUCUCCAGAAUAUUAAUGGGGACAAGUUUCAUACUUGUCAUCUUAGCAACCCUUGCACUGGCUUUUUACACAUGUUUUGUGCAGCAGAAAAAUAUUUUGAAACUUGUGAAAGAAAAGAAACAUUUUUUGCAAGAAAACAAAUCGCUAACAGCAAAUUUAGGAGAAGUAUCACAAGAAAAAGAAAACUUACUGGAGGAAAAAGAUUCCCUUUUGAAAAAUAUAGAAGACCUCUCUGCAGAGAUUGAGUGGAGAAAACGGUACAACUACAAAAUCCUAGUGAAACUGGAUCCAAGAACAGCUCACCCUUUGCUUGUAAUUACUGAUGAUUUUACACAUGUAAAACAUGGAGAAACUGAACAAGAGCUGCCUGAUUAUCCUGAAAGGUUUAGCACCAACCCAUGUGUGCUGGGAGCAGAAGGGUUCACUUCAGGCAAGCAUUAUUGGGAAGCAGAGGUGCUGCAAGGAGGUGGUUGGGAUAUAGGAGCUGCUAAAGGUUCAGUAAGAAAAAAGGGCUGGAUCAGAUUAUCCCCUAAAGAAGGAAUAUGGGCCAUGCGACUAGGCCAAGAUCAGUAUCAGGCUCUUACUGCUCCUUAUAGCACCCAUGUGCCCAUCCGUGACAGAGCAAGGAAGAUGGGAGUCUACCUGGACUAUGAAAAUGGCCAGCUAUCAUUUUUUAAUGUGGACACAAUGAAACAUAUUUUUACAUUUAAGGAUGCCUUCACAGAAAAAAUCUACCCAUUCUUUAAUGUCUGGUACGAAGGACUGGAAAUCAAGAUGUCGAAAGAUUUUGAAGAUGAAAGUUGA
Nanorana parkeri is the source of this 1540-nucleotide messenger RNA. RefSeq names its product butyrophilin subfamily 2 member A1-like. Gene Ontology annotation, cellular component: external side of plasma membrane. The record is from RefSeq and is a predicted model, not a curated record. Gene Ontology annotation, molecular function: signaling receptor binding. Bases 5 to 1540 code for a protein of 511 amino acids. NCBI's taxonomy places the organism in Eukaryota, Metazoa, Chordata, Amphibia, Anura, Dicroglossidae. The transcript has 13 exons. Gene Ontology annotation, biological process: T cell receptor signaling pathway; regulation of cytokine production.